AUGGAAGUAAAAACGGAAGAAAUUUCUAAAGAUGAUCCACCAACUCCUAUGAGUUUACCAUUCAAGCCAGCAGAGCUUCCAAAAAGACCUACAAUUCCUCACUUACCUCUUGAAAAAGCAAAAAAAUACAUCCAAGAAUCAGGCGGCUCUGCCCCAAAAUCAUCUGGAAAGCCAGUUCAAUCAGAAACCUCACUCAAAGACUCCUCAGACUGGUCAAUUGACAAGUCUCCUUGGGGAUUUGAUCCGAAUUCAAUAAUGAAAGAGACUUCACCAAUCCUAAAGAACACAAAAUCUGACCAAAACUCCACUGAACUUAUUAACGAAAUUGAAGCUUUUUUGCAUGAUAUCAAAAAACAAACCACUGAAAGCAAGUCUUUAUCAUCUGGGUCUUAUAGAGACAAGCUUAAUCAAUUUAGAAAAGAUUUAGAAAUAAAACGGCAAGAAAAUAAAUAUAAAAAGGCAGAAAAGCCAGGUGAGAGUAGGCUACUUAAGCAUUUGGAGAAAAAUAUUAAAGAAGAUUUUAAGGAACUUCACCAGGCCAUUUCGCAGAUUUCGGCUAAAGAUGUGGUGUCAGUUAGAGGGAUAACAAACCCAAAUCCAAGCAUUGAAAUGAUAGGGAUCAUAUUUUUGUUAAUUUUUAAUCAACAAAUACCCAGAUUUCAUCCAUGGGAAGCUUUUGUACCUUUUAUAGCUCAGCCAGGACUUGUGAUUCAGAGGCUGAGGGCUUUGCCAUUAGCAAUUGAUAAUAAAGAAAUAGGUGAUGAUAUGAUGUAUCAAGUAAAAAAAUUAGUUAAAGAAAUAGAUCCAAAUGAAUUAGCUGAAUAUAAUUCGGCUCAGCUCUUAUAUCAAGUUCUCGUCGAAAUAAGCAAGUUUUGCAGAGUUUCUGUAUCAGAUUCCAGCAUCCCUCUUUCUUUAAAUACAGCUAAAGACGUUUCUAAGCCAGCCCCUAAAAACCCAUUUAAAGAAAAACCAAAGCCUCUACAGAUCCAAUCUAAACCUCAAUCAAAACCUACAUCUCCUGCACAACCUCUCAGCCCCAAAGAAAUAUUAGACUCAGAAAACCCUGACCUCAUAAAAAAGCUAAUCCAAGAAGAACAGCAAGCUGUAGUAAAGCUAAGGGGAGCUCAAAAAAAAGCUUAUUGGGAUGAAAAAAGAUUCACAAAGUCUGAAAUUAUCCUUGAAGAGAAGCUUCAAGAAGAAAGGGAAUUUCAAUAUGACAAAGCUAUGAAAGAUCAUUAUGAAAAACUUGACAGAGAAAAUGAAUUCAAAAUGCAGAAAGAAACCAAAGAAUUCCAAGAUGAAGAAUUUAUUGAUAAUAGGAUGAUCAAAAACUUUAAAAAAGAAGAAGCAAAAAUGGAAUUGCUUGAUGAUAUUCAAAGGGAAGAGGAAAGGAUUAAUUGGAAUUAUGAGAAACAGAAGAAGGAAAAGGAAAAGAAAAUAAAAGAGCUCAGAGAAGUAGCUGAAAAAGUGAAAGAGGAAAGAAAAAGUAAAAUAGAUAGCGCAAAAAUUAAGAGAAAGGAAGAAAAAAAGAAGAGAAAGGAGAAUGAGAUUUUUGAGCUCAAAUAUUUGUAUAUGAAAACUAUUCAAGAAAAGGAGCAAAUUUCGAAAGAAUUAGAAUUAUAUAAUAAACAAAAUAGAACAAGUUUAGUUUAA
This is a messenger RNA of Blepharisma stoltei, 1653 nucleotides long. The record is from the annotation of a GenBank genome assembly. NCBI's taxonomy places the organism in Eukaryota, Ciliophora, Heterotrichea, Heterotrichida, Blepharismidae.